Chroicocephalus ridibundus (black-headed gull) is the source of this 2130-nucleotide messenger RNA. RefSeq names its product carbohydrate sulfotransferase 8-like. Bases 164 to 1072 code for a protein of 302 amino acids. The transcript is spliced from 2 exons. NCBI's taxonomy places the organism in Eukaryota, Metazoa, Chordata, Aves, Charadriiformes, Laridae. Gene Ontology annotation, molecular function: sulfotransferase activity. The record is from RefSeq and is a predicted model, not a curated record. Gene Ontology annotation, cellular component: membrane. Gene Ontology annotation, biological process: proteoglycan biosynthetic process; carbohydrate biosynthetic process.
UCCCUGCCCCUGGCCGAGCUGCUGCCCAACCAGUGCUUCAACCCAGCUCUGGGUGUGUUUCCUCUUGAGUAAACACAGGAGGUUCCCCAACACCUUUCCUGCAGGUCCCCACCUGCUCUCCGGCACGGCGUUCGGCUCCCAGCGCCACAGCAGCUCCCGGGAAAUGCGUUUCCUUCCCCGCCUCGGCAUCUCGGCUGCCCUGGGCAUCGCCGCCUUCCUCAGCUGGAGGCUGCUUCUCCGGAGCCCGGCCACCGGCCAAGGAGGUGACCUGGUCCCCAAGGCAGAGGAGGGCUUCACUUUGACGCUGGACACCUUCCUGCACGUUCAGCAGCUCAGGAAGAAGAGACUGAGAGCUUUCUGCGGACGAUCAGGCAAAGUCACCACGCUGCCAAGGAGCCGGGAGGAGAGAACCCGCCUGCUCUCCAGUUUGAGGGUGAGCACCAAGCUGGACCUCCUCUACUGCCAAGCGCCAUCGACAGGGAUCGAGGAAUGGCAGCAGCUUUUGAAGAAGCUAGAGGAGAAGGAAAACAUGACGCUCCCGGUGCUGCUUCCCUACCCUCAGCGGCGUGCUCUGGAGAUGCAGCUGGGUGAGUUCAACCUGACGGAGAUCGAGGCCAUGUUGGGCUCCUACACCAAAGUGCUGUUUGUCAGGGACCCUUUCCAGAGGCUGAUCUCCGCCUUCAUGCAGGGCAUGGGAAGCAGCCCUUCCUUCAGCAGCUUCGUGCAGGACGUUUUAGAUGGUGGACAGCACAACGCCAGCGUGACUUGGAAACCACUUGUCAGCCUCUGCCGGCCCUGUCUCGUCCAGUAUGACUACGUGGUGGUGUUUGGCUUCCUCAGGCAGGAGCUGGGUCACCUGCUGCGGCAAGCCGGGCUGCCAGCACACAUCCUCCUCCCCAAGUUCACCGACACCCAGGUGCGGUGGACCUACAGCUGGUUAUCAGAGCAGAUGUUCAGCGAGCUGUCCCUCCAUCAGAAGAAGCAACUGUCUCGUUUCUACCGCUGGGACCUUUCUGCUUUCCCAUUUUCUAGCAGUUUGCUGACAGGCCUCCUCAACGCCACAGAGACCUAGGAGAAAUAACCCAGCUUGGAGGGACAGUUUUUGAGAGUAUUAAUCCAAACCCAAGUGCUUCAAGAUACCAGCUGGGUCACAGGCCCUUGUUCCACAGCUGCACAUUGCUCUUGUCCUUGUCACAGCUCCAAAAGGCGCAUCAGAGAGCCAAGACAGACACCUGCCAGGGACAGGGUAUCCAGGCUCUUCACGUGGCUGAAGUGCCUUUAAAUGCUGCAGGAGCCGGCACUAGAGAAACGCAUGGCACUGGGGCUUGGAAAACUGCAUGAACUGAACUGUGGUGGGGUAAAUGGCUCUCGGCAAACCUAGUGUUUUGGGGUGGGUUGGGUUGGAUCUGCUGCAAAUCACACCAGCAUCCUCACAUGUGCUGCCUGCGCUGCUGUUUCAUGUUGUGGGCUGCCUUUUGAGCCAAGAGGUUCAGCAAUGGCUUCUUCAUGACAAACCUCCCCAUGCAGAUACAAGAAGCCCUCCCAAAGAAGCAUGUCAUCUGAUGCCUGUCUACUCGGCACAAGUAGGUGCGGUAUGACACAGGGUGGCACAGCCUCAUAGGGAACCACUGGUGAUGUUCCCCAUUCUUUGUGCUCCAGGAAGGCCCAUCUUUUAGUCAUAUCUGUUCUGUGUUAACUGUUCCUGUUUUAUGACCCUGCAUCUCCUGCAACAUUUAGGCUAAAGAGGGACCCAGGGACGUGACAUGAUGCUUGCUCCAUUUGCAGGUUUGGAGUGAGGUUCCCGCCUUUAGAGGCUGACUCAAAUGGGCCAAGCCUAGAUUUCACCUGUACUCGCGAGCCCUGAGACGAGGAUAUGGCAGUCUCCACAAUGUACCAGCCACGUCAUGCAGCCAGCCAGACUUCCACCUUGUCUCAGCAGCAGGUGGGCCCAGUGGAGGUGGCUAGAAGCAUCAGGACGCACCACUGUGCUGCUAUGGAAAACACGACGCAGCUACUGUAAGCUCCUCCUGGCAGAGAGCUGCCAGGGACUCUGCUUUCUUUCGGACUUGGCUGCCAGUGUGGCCAGGCGGAGGCCCAGGUCCUCCAGCUGUGUCCGGCUGGGUAGCCUGG